GUUUUCAGGGUGAACGAAUUGCAGGGUGGCAAUGGAAGAACACCAAAAAACUCAACAAAGUGGUCGUUUUGAGCCUUUCACACAUCAGGUCAAAACUCCCACAGUGAGCGGUGGGCUGCUGCGAUAUGGAGCUGUGGCUCUCUCCGUCGGCGCCGUGUUGAUGCUCUGCGCCUCCGUGGCCUCUCUCCUCCUCAGGAAGGAAAACGAGAGGAACGUGUACAGCGCUCAUUACAGCAUGAACAUCAACGGGGAGGUGACGGAGGGCUUCGUGGAAAUCGAUUCCGGCGACAACGUGGAGAGGUUCAAAACGGGCAGCGGAGACGAGGAGGCCGUGGAGAUUCGGGACUUUCAAAGCGGAAUAACUGCAAUCCGAUUCUUCGGGGGAGACAAGUGUUAUAUAAAAUCCCAAAUCAAAGGCAACCUUCCUCCUCUGGGAGCUGACAACAAAGACUCGCUGAUGUCUGACCUGACUGACGAAGGCAUGCCAGUGAGGUUUGAUGAUGAGCUCCUCGUCUGGGUUUCUUCAGAGCAGCCGCUGAAGGACAUCGCUUUCUUGAGCCGCAAGAUUUUGGCUCUGUGCGGAGAGCUACCUAUUUACUGGCUCCAACCGCUCAUUCCCAAAGAUGGGAUGAAGAGGAAGAGGAGGAGGAGGGACUCGCAGCGGGCCAAGCGGCAGUCCCGCGUGGAGGUGUUGGAGGUGACGGGAAAGGAGGACUCCUCCAAAUUGGGGGAACAUGGAGGAGAGGAAGGGCUUCAGUCAGAUGUGGGAUCGGGAUUCAACCCCGAGAACCCUUACCAUCGCGGCGGAGGCACCGGGCCCGUCGCUGGCGCCGGCGACGGCGACGGAGGCGCUGUGACCUUUGACUCCAUGCUGGACCACCAGGGGAUCUGCUGCGCCGAAUGCCAACGCGGCUACACGCACUGUCAGAGAAUAUGCGAGCCUCUGCGCGGCCACUGGCCCUGGCCGUACAACUACAGAGGGUGCCAGGUAGCUUGCAGAGUCAUUAUGCCCUGUCGCUGGUGGGUGGCACGCAUCUUGGGCAUCGUGUAGGCGCACACGCAAUGCACCAAAGACCCUAAAGGUCUCGAAACCUUUCGCUUGUCUGCAGCUCCACUUUCUUUUUCACUUAGACUGUCAACUUACUAGCAGAGAACUACUUGCAAGCAGGACAUGCAAAGAAUGACGGCGCGUUAACUGGGAAGCAUAAUGUGAUAGUAAUUGUGUGAAUGCUGAGAAACAAUCAUUUAUAUGCGUGCAUAAAGGCCAAAUAAUUUUAUACAAGCGUGUGUGUCCUGAUCACUGACACUAAAUUGCUGCGCCAUCUAAUGUGGGAUCAUGCUUGUUUUUAUUUUUUAUUUUAUUUAUUUAUUUAUUUUUAUUCUGUAUGAAAAAAAAUCCAAUAAAAGUAAAUUACUCAGAAUACUGUGCUUAUGAAUGUAUACAUAUUUGGAGCCAUUUUCUAGAUCACCGGUCCUCAACUCUUUUGCACCAUGGAGUCAUUUUAAGAUAAACAUAUUUUCGUGGACCUGCAUAGAAACAAAUAAAAAUAAAUGAAUAAAUAUACAAUUCAUCAUUGUGCCAUUAGGACGAGUCAUUCUAAUAUUGUUUUUUUUUUAAAAAAACAGCUUGUUCCUUCGAGCACAUUUUCUAGAAAGUUAUUUUCAACAUCAAAUUUUAGUAACUAUUUAAUGUCUUAGUGCACUGGUUCGCUUCCAGGGGUUUGGGCCAAAUAAUUUCGGCAAGCAAUGAAUGCAAACAAGCAAAGAUGUCAAAGCAUCAUCGGAAAAUCAUUGCAUUUACAAAGCGUCCAAUCACUUUAGUGCGAUGUCAUGCCUAUGCUGGUCUUAGCCGAUAUCAGGGUAUCCGCUGGUGUAAGGAGUCAAAUUAAAGACUUUUUAUGACCUCUCCUUCAGUGAAUUUGCCUUAUUUGUUUCCCCAAAGUAUUAAACAUUUUUCAAAGUAAUUGCAGCUUGCAAGCAGCAGCAUAAAAUGUACCUGUAUCUAUACUUUUAAUGGAAAUUUACCAGAGCAGUCUGCUACCUGUGAUCAGAUAAUAAUGACUUGAUGAAGCGCCAGGUGGUUCACUGCCCCCUGGUUAUUUUUGUGCGGCCUAUUUCAAGUAACUGUAAACAACAGGAUGGCUGUUCAAUGUUUAGUAUGUGUGACACUGAAAUAAAACAAUAAAAAAUGAAAUAAUGAGGAAUUUGAAGAGGAAUUAAGGUUUAAUUUUGAAUAAUCACAUUUAAGACCGAGACCAGUGUUGGCUGUGAUAUGCCAUGAUGUACUAACCACCGUCAUUUAUUUUUGUAACAUUUUAGCUUAGCCGUAGCAUCUCUCAGCAUUCAUGCGCAACUUGAGGGAAACACCAUUUCUAAAAUCUAUUUUAAUGUCAGCAGAUGGAAGCAGUAGUUCUUUUUUGUAUGCACUAAUCGACACACAGUGAACAGUGCCCACAAUUCGCCAUUGUAUGUAUUAUUGUAGAGCCUUAAUGUACUAUGCAGCACACUGGAAGGCAUCUGUGUAGCAUCGUGUAGCUUUUGUGAGUGCAGCAUCUUCAAUAAAUUGUCAUUUGAG
Phyllopteryx taeniolatus (common seadragon) is the source of this 2575-nucleotide messenger RNA. It is a transcript of the gene cnmd, whose product is annotated as chondromodulin. The transcript is spliced from 7 exons. Bases 32 to 1051 code for a protein of 339 amino acids. Gene Ontology annotation, biological process: negative regulation of endothelial cell proliferation; negative regulation of angiogenesis. The record is from RefSeq and is a predicted model, not a curated record. Lineage: Eukaryota; Metazoa; Chordata; Actinopteri; Syngnathiformes; Syngnathidae.